This is a messenger RNA of Sinocyclocheilus grahami, 1174 nucleotides long. RefSeq names its product low molecular weight neuronal intermediate filament-like. The coding region runs from base 116 to 1174 and encodes 352 amino acids. The transcript is spliced from 3 exons. Gene Ontology annotation, molecular function: structural constituent of cytoskeleton. NCBI's taxonomy places the organism in Eukaryota, Metazoa, Chordata, Actinopteri, Cypriniformes, Cyprinidae. The record is from RefSeq and is a predicted model, not a curated record. Gene Ontology annotation, biological process: intermediate filament organization. Gene Ontology annotation, cellular component: intermediate filament; cytoplasm.
GGCUAUAAAAGACGCCUGCGCGCCAUCCCGACUGGCACUCGCUUUCUCUUUCUCUGUCUUCCCACAUCCACACACUUACUUCACUCACUCGGUCUGUGAUCUCCAGCGUUUCAGCAUGAGCUAUUCCGGCGAUAUGUACACGAGCAGCUCCUACAGGAAGAUUUUUGGAGAUGCGCCGCGGCGCGUCCCGACGGCGAGUUACCGCUCCGGAGCGCAGCAGCAGCAUCAGCACCGCACCUACGGCUCCCCAUCCCCAAUGACCAUAUCCUCAAGUUACCGGACCAAACGCGGCUUCCAGCCCAUGCCAGACACCGUGGACCUGACGCAGACCACCGCCAUCACCAACGAGCUGAAGAUCAUCCGCACCAACGAGAAGGAGCAGCUGCAGGGCCUAAACGACCGCUUCGUGACGUUCAUCGAGAAGGUGCACAACCUCGAGCAGCACAACAAAGUCCUGGAGGCGGAGGUCGCGCUGCUGCGCCAGCGUCACAGCGAGCCGUCGCGUCUGCACGAUCUCUACGAGCAGGAGAUCCGCGAGCUGCGCGCGCGCGUCGAGGAGCUGACGCACGAGAAGAGCCAGAUGCACCUGGACUGCGUGCAGAUGAACGAGGCUCUGGAGCGCCUCAAGGACAAGCUGGAGGAGGAGAGCCGACUGAGGGAGGAGGCAGAGAGCAGCCUGAAGGGAUACCGCAAGGACGUAGACGACGCCACGCUGACGCGCCUGGAGCUGGAGAAGAAAGUGGAGUCGCUGCUGGAUGAGAUCGCCUUCCUCAGGAAGGUGCAUGAGGAGGAGCUGCAGGAGCUCCAGGCGUCGCUUCAGUCCACGCAGGUGUCUGUUGAGAUGGACGUCAGUAAGCCUGACCUCGCUGUAGCCCUGAAGGACAUUCGUGUCCAGUACGAGUCUCUCUCCGCCCGGAACCAGCAGCAGGCGGAGGAAUGGUACCGCUCCAAGUUCACUUCUGUGACGGAGGUGGCGGCGCGCAACAACGAUGCUCUGAAGCAGUCCAAGGACGAGCUGUCUGAGUACCGCCGACAGCUGCAGGCCCGCACCCUGGAGAUCGAGGCCCUGAAAGCCCAUAACGAGGCCUUAGAAAGACAGCUGGCGGAGAUGGAGGACCACCAAAACAACGAGAUCGGCGAGCUGCAGUACAACAAAUGCUACCAUGAUGAAUAG